Molecule: messenger RNA, 4735 nt
Organism: Vitis vinifera (wine grape)
Lineage: Eukaryota; Viridiplantae; Streptophyta; Magnoliopsida; Vitales; Vitaceae
Product: putative disease resistance RPP13-like protein 1
Exons: 3
Coding region: 300-4268 (1322 amino acids)
Biological process (GO): defense response to other organism
Molecular function (GO): protein binding; ADP binding
Source: RefSeq, a predicted model, not a curated record
GGGGUCAAAGAGUCGCAUGAAUUGCCCUUCAAAAUCCCUCUUUAACUGCUCUGUAUGAUACAUAGCCAAAGCCAAAGCCAAAGCCAAAGCCAAAAACCCUUUACAGUAGGAUAGAAUUGCCCUUCCCUGUAGAAUAAGAUGACCCUUCUCUUAUUUUCUUUUUCUUUUUAAUUUUGUAUAGUGAGUGUUUGUGUCCUUAUCUUCUUGUGAGUUGAAAGGGUCACCACAACAACGAUCUUACAAUCUGUGGAAACUUUACCUUCUCCUAUCUCUUUUGCUCUCUCGCAUUUUCUGAAAGCAUGUUUGUGGCUGAGGCUGUUGGAUCUUCCUUCAUUGGUGUGUUGAUUGACAAGUUGAUCGCCUCCCCCCUGUUAGAGUACGCUCGCCGGAAAAAAGUCGACAGAACACUCGAAGAAUGGAGGAAGACGUUGACCCAUAUUGAAGCAGUGGUGGAUGAUGCUGAGAACAAGCAGAUCAGGGAGAAAGCAGUGAAAGUUUGGCUGGAUGACCUCAAAUCUUUGGCUUAUGACAUUGAAGAUGUGGUGGAUGAGUUUGAUACUGAAGCCAAGCAAAGGAGUUUGACAGAAGGCCCUCAAGCCAGCACAAGUAAGGUACGCAAGCUCAUCCCAACUUUUGGUGCUUUGGAUCCUAGAGCUAUGUCCUUUAACAAAAAGAUGGGUGAAAAAAUAAACAAAAUCACAAGGGAGUUAGAUGCAAUUGCCAAACGGAGACUUGACCUUCAUCUGAGGGAGGGUGUUGGAGGGGUGUCCUUUGGAAUUGAAGAAAGGCUACCGACUACUUCUUUAGUAGAUGAGUCUCGUAUUCAUGGUAGGGAUGCUGAUAAGGAGAAGAUCAUUGAAUUGAUGCUGUCAGAUGAAGCAACCCAGGUCGAUAAAGUUUCUGUCAUUUCCAUAGUCGGCAUGGGUGGGAUUGGCAAGACAACCCUCGCUCAGAUCAUCUACAAUGACGGCAGGGUGGAGAACCAUUUUGAAAAGAGAGUUUGGGUUUGUGUUUCGGACGAUUUUGAUGUUGUAGGGAUAACUAAAGCAAUUCUUGAGUCCAUCACAAAAUGUCCAUGUGAAUUUAAAACCUUGGAAUCGCUUCAAGAAAAAUUGAAGAAUGAAAUGAAGGAUAAAAGAUUUCUCCUUGUUCUAGAUGACGUAUGGAACGAGAAAACUCCCCGUUGGGAUCUCCUACAAGCUCCUUUUAAUGUCGCAGCACGAGGCAGCGUGGUCUUAGUAACAACUCGCAAUGAAACUGUGGCGGCAAUUAUGCGAACGACAACUUCUUCUCAUCAGCUCGGUCAAUUAGCUGAAGAACAAUGUUGGUUAUUGUUCGCACAAACAGCCCUUACAAAUCUAGAUUCAAAUGAAUGCCAAAAUUUGGAAUCAACCGGUAGGAAGAUAGCCAAAAAAUGCAAAGGUCUACCUUUGGUGGCGAAGACACUUGGAGGUUUAUUACACUCUAACCAAGAUAUCACGGCUUGGAAUGAAGUGUUAAACAAUGAAAUAUGGGAUUUGUCAAAUGAGCAAAGUAGUAUUCUUCCUGCUUUGAACUUGAGUUAUCAUUAUCUCCCUACAACAUUGAAGCGAUGUUUUGCGUAUUGUUCCAUAUUCCCCAAGGACUAUGUGUUUGAAAGGGAGAAGUUAGUAUUAUUAUGGAUGGCUGAAGGCUUCUUAGAUGGCUCCAAAAGAGGGGAAACUAUAGAACAGUUUGGGAGGAAAUGUUUCAAUAGUCUACUGUUAAGGUCGUUCUUUCAACAAUACGAUAACAAUGAUUCUCAAUUUGUGAUGCAUGAUCUGAUUCAUGAUUUGGCACAAUUUACAUCAGGAAAAUUUUGUUUUAGAUUGGAGGUUGAACAACAAAAUCAAAUUUCUAAGGAGAUUCGACAUUCUUCGUAUACUUGGCAACAUUUCAAAGUCUUCAAGGAAGCUAAAUUAUUUCUUAACAUCUAUAAUCUUCGGACCUUCUUACCACUACCUCUUUAUUCUAAUUUAUUGUCCACUCUCUAUUUAAGCAAGGAGAUCUCACAUUGUUUGUUGUCAACAUUGAGGUGUUUGCGGGUUUUGUCUUUGAGUCACUAUGACAUUAAAGAAUUGCCCCACUCGAUUGAAAAUUUGAAACACCUACGCUAUCUGGACCUCUCUCAUACUCGAAUUAGAACACUACCUGAAUCAAUAACUACUCUUUUCAACUUGCAAACGUUGAUGCUAUCAGAGUGUAGAUUUCUUGUUGAUUUGCCAACAAAAAUGGGAAGACUAAUCAACUUGCGUCAUCUCAAAAUUGAUGGGAUUAAGCUAGAAAGGAUGCCAAUGGAAAUGAGUAGAAUGAAAAAUCUUCGAACGUUGACUGCUUUUGUUGUCGGUAAGCAUACAGGAUCAAGAGUUGGGGAAUUGAGGGACCUUUCACACCUUACUGGUACACUUGCCAUUUUCAAGUUGCAAAAUGUGGCAGAUGCUAGAGAUGCCUUGGAGAGUAAUAUGAAGGGUAAGGAGUGCCUUGACAAGUUAGAAUUGAAUUGGGAAGAUGAUAAUGCAAUUGCCGGUGAUUCACAUGAUGCAGCAAGUGUGCUGGAAAAGCUGCAGCCUCAUAGCAACCUGAAAGAACUCUCCAUUGGAUGCUACUAUGGUGCAAAAUUUCCAAGCUGGUUAGGGGAACCUUCAUUCAUCAACAUGGUGCGUCUACAACUCUCUAACUGUAAAAAUUGUGCAUCCUUGCCACCUCUUGGACAGCUACGGUCUCUCCAGAACCUCUCCAUUGUGAAGAAUGAUGUUCUGCAAAAGGUGGGGCAGGAGUUUUAUGGGAAUGGGCCUUCUUCAUUUAAGCCAUUUGGAAGCCUGCAGACUCUGGUGUUCAAGGAGAUAUCAGUGUGGGAGGAAUGGGAUUGUUUUGGAGUGGAAGGGGGGGAGUUCCCUCAUCUCAAUGAGCUCCGUAUUGAGAGUUGUCCAAAGCUGAAAGGGGAUUUGCCCAAGCACCUUCCUGUUUUAACAAGUCUGGUAAUUUUAGAAUGUGGGCAAUUGGUGUGUCAGCUUCCAGAGGCACCGUCCAUUCAGAAACUGAAUUUAAAAGAAUGUGAUGAGGUAGUGUUGAGAAGUGUUGUCCACCUGCCUUCAAUAACAGAGUUGGAAGUGAGUAAUAUUUGUUCCAUACAAGUGGAAUUGCCAACGAUUUUGCUUAAGCUCACAUCUCUCCGGAAGUUGGUUAUCAAGGAAUGUCAGAGUCUUUCCUCUCUUCCAGAGAUGGGGCUGCCCCCCAUGCUUGAAACCCUUCGAAUAGAAAAGUGCCACAUUCUAGAGACCCUACCAGAGGGAAUGACUCUUAAUAAUACCAGUCUCCAGAGCUUGUACAUAGAAGAUUGUGAUUCUCUUACGUCUUUGCCCAUCAUCUCUUCAUUGAAAUCACUUGAAAUCAAGCAGUGUGGGAAAGUAGAGUUACCCCUUCCUGAGGAGACCUCGCACAACUAUUACCCUUGGCUUACCAGUUUACAUAUAGAUGGAAGUUGUGAUUCUCUCACGUCCUUUCCAUUAGCCUUCUUCACAAAGCUUGAGACACUCUAUAUCGGGUGUGAAAAUCUGGAGUCCUUUUACAUUCCAGAUGGACUUCGCAACAUGGAUCUCACAUCUCUCCGAAGAAUUGAAAUCUACGAUUGCCCGAAUCUGGUGUCUUUUCCACAAGGAGGAUUGCCAGCUUCCAACCUGAGAAACCUUGAGAUCUGGGUAUGCAUGAAGCUUAAGUCACUGCCCCAACGGAUGCACACUCUCCUUACAUCGCUUGAAAAUUUGACGAUAGAUGAUUGUCCAGAAAUUGUUUCAUUUCCGGAAGGGGGUUUGCCGACUAAUCUAUCUUCACUUUAUAUAUGGGACUGCUACAAGCUUAUGGAAUCUCGGAAGGAAUGGGGCUUACAAACACUUCCCUCCCUUGGACGAUUGGUUAUCGCUGGAGGUACAGAAGAAGGGUUGGAGUCAUUUUCCGAGGAGUGGCUGCUGCUGCCCUCCACUCUCUUCUCUCUCGAGAUUCGUAGUUUUCCAGAUCUGAAAUCCCUAGACAAUCUGGGGCUUGAGAACCUCACAUCUCUCGAACGUCUCGUGAUUAGUGACUGCGUUAAGUUAAAGUCCUUUCCGAAACAGGGGCUGCCCGCCUCCCUCUCUAUUCUCGAGAUUCAUAGAUGUCCUGUGCUGAAAAAACGGUGCCAAAGGGAUAAAGGGAAAGAAUGGCGCAAGAUUGCUCAUAUCCCCCGCAUAAAAAUGGAUGGCGAAGUCAUGGACUGAUGAGGAUGCCAAGUUUGAAUCAGGUACUUUACUUGAGUCUAAAAUUUGAAGAAUUGAAGUAUGGAAUUAGAGAGAGAUUUGUUAUGAUUUGAAAGGUGGUGAUCCAUGACCUCCCUUGAAAAUUUGGUGUCAGAUUGAGUACAAGAAAUCAGCACUUGCUAAGGUUGUUGACUCUCACAAGGCUUUGAUGGGAAAUGCUCUUAUUUCUUGGGACUUCUAGAGGGGGUUUAGCAGUUUUCUUUUGUCUGCAAGGGAUUUUUUAUGGCAUUGAAGGUUGUUAUCUAGAAAACCCAGUACCAGACUGUAUUAAUCUUCAUUGUGUUAUAGCUGGAUGAAACUUUCUAAGAAAAUAUUCAUAACAAAGCGUCAUUUAUAUGCUUUGCUUUUAUGUAGACUUUUAUUGAUAUUGACACUAUGAGGUUAGCAAUAGCCUGCAGAAAAUGAAUGGAACUGGAAUUGGAUCCCAA